AUAUACGAUCACAUAGCAUUAUGGGUACAAAAAUACUCAUACCGGCGGUGGACGACGGGAAGGCCCUCUUUCCUUCUUGUCGCCAUCAUGGCUCGUGGCCCGAAGAAGCACCUAAAGCGUAUCAAUGCUCCCAAGCAUUGGAUGUUGGAUAAAUUGUCUGGACGAUUUGCACCACGUCCAUCACAAGGUCCCCACAAGUUGCGUGAAUCUCUUCCCCUUGUCGUCUUCCUCCGUAAUCGCCUCAAGUAUGCUUUGAAUGGUGAAGAGGUCAAAAAGAUUGUCAAGCAACGACUAAUCAAGAUUGAUGGCAAAGUUAGAACCGACACUACCUACCCUGCUGGAUUUAUGGAUGUCAUCACCAUCGAGAAAACCGGUGAAAGUUUCCGUCUUCUCUAUGACGUCAAGGGACGCUUUACUGUCCACAGAAUCACCGGUGAAGAAGCUAAGUACAAGCUUGGACGUGUCAGACGAGUAGAUAUUGGACCCAAAGGUGUCCCAUACCUUGUGACCCACGAUGCUCGCACCAUCAGGUAUCCAGACCCCCUGAUCACGGUCAAUGAUACUGUCGUUGUGGAUAUCAAGACUGGCAAGGUGAUUGAUUUCAUCAAAUUUGACACUGGUAACAUGGCAAUGAUUGUUGGUGGUCGUAACAUGGGACGUGUUGGCAUGGUAACCCAUCGUGAACGACAUCAAGGAUCCUUUGACAUUGUCCACAUCAAAGAUGCAACAGGUCAUCAGUUUGCUACACGUCUGACGAACGUGUUCAUUAUUGGGAAGGGUAACAAACCAUACGUAUCUUUACCAAAGGGCAAAGGAAUUAGACUCAGUAUUGCUGAGGAGAGAGACAGGCGACUCGCAGAGAAGGCAAAAAUGAUGUAAAUUGAAAUAAAAGUAAGAAAUUAAACCAUCAUCUUACCUGGAA
Exaiptasia diaphana is the source of this 922-nucleotide messenger RNA. RefSeq names its product 40S ribosomal protein S4. The record is from RefSeq and is a predicted model, not a curated record. Gene Ontology annotation, biological process: translation. Gene Ontology annotation, molecular function: structural constituent of ribosome; RNA binding. The transcript has 6 exons. Gene Ontology annotation, cellular component: cytosolic small ribosomal subunit; ribosome. The annotation marks the transcript as partial. Lineage: Eukaryota; Metazoa; Cnidaria; Anthozoa; Actiniaria; Aiptasiidae.